ACGGGAGCGGGUCUGGAUUGGGGGAAGGGAGGGGUGACAGCGCCUGCGUUGCUGGAGAUACCGCGCCAGACGGGACGGUAUGACCCUGCCCGGCAGCACAUCAUGUAGGUGAAGCGUGCGACUCGGCGGAGAGGGGCGUGGGCUACUGUGUGGGCUGGUAACACCCCUCCCCGCCGACCCUCCAGAGAGCUUAUGAAGAGGGGCAGGCAGUAUAAGUACCGCCGCAGCCCCCUUGACGUUCUCCCUCCCGCCCGGCUGAUUUCUCUUCGUCCUCCAUACUCUACUCACUUUCGCCUUGCCUUGGAACCUUGCGGACCGAUACCUAGACAAAGAGAGCUCGUAGACAGCACUAUGGCUCCCGUCAUCAAGCUCAACAGCGGCUAUGACAUGCCCCAGGUGGGCUUCGGCCUCUGGAAGGUCGACAGCGCCGUUGCCGCCGAUGUCGUCUACAACGCCAUCAAGGCUGGAUACCGCCUCUUCGAUGGCGCCUGCGAUUACGGCAACGAGGUUGAGUGCGGCAAGGGCGUGGCCCGCGCCAUCCAGGAGGGGCUCGUGAAGCGUGAGGAGCUCUUCAUUGUCUCCAAGCUUUGGAACACGUUCCAUGACAAGGAGCGCGUCGAGCCCAUUGUCAGGAAGCAGCUGGCCGACUGGGGGCUCGAGUACUUCGAUCUCUACCUCAUCCACUUCCCCGUCGCCCUCGAGUACGUCGACCCUUCGGUUCGCUACCCGCCCGGCUGGCACUAUGACGGCAAGUCCGAGAUCCGCCGCAGCAACGCCACCAUCCAGGAGACGUGGACCGCCAUGGAGUCCCUUGUUGAGAGCGGCCUCGCCAAGAGCAUCGGCAUCUCCAACUUCCAGGCCCAGCUGAUCUACGAUCUCCUGCGGUACGCCAAGAUCCGCCCGGCCACCCUCCAGAUCGAGCACCACCCCUUCCUCGUCCAGCAGGAGCUUCUCAACCUCGCCAAGCAAGAGGGCAUCGCCGUCACCGCCUACAGCUCCUUCGGCCCUGCCAGCUUCCUCGAGUUCAACAUGCAGCACGCCGUCAAGCUCACCCCCCUCAUGGAGGACGAGACCAUCAAGAAGAUCGCGGCCAAGUACAACCGCGCCCCGUCCCAGGUCCUGCUCCGCUGGGCCACCCAGCGCGGCCUCGCCGUCAUCCCCAAGAGCGUCAGGCAAGAGACCAUGAUCUCCAACCUGCACUGCACCGACUUUGACCUCUCCGACGAGGACAUUGCCACCAUCUCCUCCUUCGACCGCGGCAUCCGCUUCAACCAGCCCUCGAACUACUUCCCCACCGAGCUCCUCUGGAUCUUUGGCUAAAUACACUUCCUGGCAGCCGCGAGUGCGGGGAGGGCGGGCGCAAAUGCGGUCCCGCCCCGGCCAGACUGGCCAACCGCCAGAACAGGGCGAGACACGGCCAUCGCUGUGUCUGUUCUGUUCUGC
Thermothielavioides terrestris NRRL 8126 is the source of this 1443-nucleotide messenger RNA. RefSeq lists its product as uncharacterized. Gene Ontology annotation, biological process: D-xylose catabolic process. Bases 352 to 1320 code for a protein of 322 amino acids. Gene Ontology annotation, cellular component: cytosol. Lineage: Eukaryota; Fungi; Ascomycota; Sordariomycetes; Sordariales; Chaetomiaceae. Gene Ontology annotation, molecular function: D-xylose reductase (NADPH) activity. The transcript is spliced from 4 exons. The record is from RefSeq and is a predicted model, not a curated record.